Messenger RNA from Haliaeetus leucocephalus (bald eagle), 1624 nucleotides. It is a transcript of the gene M1AP, whose product is annotated as meiosis 1 associated protein. The coding region runs from base 44 to 1624 and encodes 526 amino acids. The record is from RefSeq and is a predicted model, not a curated record. Gene Ontology annotation, biological process: spermatogenesis; meiosis I; male meiosis chromosome separation. The transcript has 9 exons. NCBI's taxonomy places the organism in Eukaryota, Metazoa, Chordata, Aves, Accipitriformes, Accipitridae.
UGCAGCUGAAUAACUGGACAUCUAAUACCCAUGUUCAGAAGCCAUGAAUUCCAGAAAAUUACUCUCAGAAACGCAGAGAACCUUCCCUGCUGCUAAAGUACACUGCCAGCAGCCAUCACGGAUUCUCAUUGUGGAUGUCACGUCAGCUUCCUGGACCAACACUUGCUCUGUACUCUCUGAAGCGCUGGAAAACACACUCUGUUUGGCAUGCAGUUUGACAGGCCCUUCCCGUGUUCCCCUGCUGAGCCUCUACGUGGUGCAGAACCAGCAGGAGUGCCUGCUUCCUUUUACGCAAGUGAAAGAAAACUUUGCACGAAUUCAAGCCUGCAUUUCAGAGCUCCGUUCACUACCAAGAGAAGGCUGUUUCCCACAGGGGGGAAAUGGAGUGGUACAAGCUGUGCAGGAUGGAUUGCAACAGUUCAAACAAUACAGCAGACACACAGCAGCAGGAGGCUCAACAAAUAGUUCUGUUGAGAUCACAAUUUUGACUAGCCAGUCCAGCAAAGAAAUGGUAAAGCAGCUGGAAAAGAAGUUAAAAGAUGUAGACCUUGUGAGUCUGCGAAGAAUACAAGUAAUUGAAAUUUUGAAGAGAGACUUUCUGGAGCCUGAGGAUGUAGAACAGCACAUGCCAGCAGAAGAGCCCAGCAGCAAUGACAUUGCAAUCCUGGGAAUGGACAUUGAUGUGCAAACCAUAGAGGACAAUGUCAUCAGCUUGGAGAUGCUGUUUAAAACAUGGCUACAUGACUAUGGCACAGAGAGAGAACACCUCCAUCUCCUCCUUCCAUCAGGAGGCUUCAGUCACGCCACUGCACCCAAGACCACCCUAAUGUGCCUGAAGUGCGAUUUGCAGGAGAGAUUGCUCGACCCAGCUCUACUUUCUGGGAUGGUUGAUGGCACCAUGAGAGCAGCAGAUUUGAAUUCACCCUGCCAGAUGGCAGCCUGGCCAGCUACAGUGCUGUAUAAACUCCAGGUUGUAAAGGCUCUGAAGUCUGAAGGGGUCUGUGAGUCUGUAGUGUAUGGCCUGCCCUUCAUCAUCAAGCCCACAAGCUGCUGGCAGCUAGACUGGGAUGAACUGGAGAUAAACCAGCACAGCUUCCAUGCUCUAUGUCAUAGUCUUCUGAAAAGGAAGUGGAUGCUUUUGGCCAAACGUGAGCCACACAACACUAGUCAAAACUGGAACAUUAUGAUGCAUUCCUACUACAUCAUUGUCCCUUCUGACUCCGCCACUCUACUUGUCAAAGCAGUUGCCAUCAGAGAGCUCUUGCUGCCGUCAACCUUCCCAGCCCUCCUUGCUGAACAUCCUGAGAGAGUGCAUGGCCCUAUAGAGAGUGCCCUGAACAGCUUGGAAGUGGAAGUUGCUUAUAACCCCUUGCACCUAAAAAGCAACCUCUACAAGUAUCUGAAGAGUAUGUUGUACAAACCUCUGCACAGGCAGCAGGCCCAGCCCAGGGACCAGCGACCAGAGCGGCAUCAACCCAAGCAGCAACAGAGCAGAGCCAAAGCCACAGUGGCACCCCUUCUGAUGGCUCCUUCUCCAGUCCAAGUGUUCAGACCAGCAGCAAUGAGGAAAGAUUCCUGUGAGCGCUCCCUGCUGCCCAAAGAGUAUGACGAGUUCCUGCAGUGA